UUUGAUUGUUUAAGCGUGUCAAAGGAUGUAUAGUUCUAUGUUUCUCAUGGACAUAGCAAUGUAUGUCUAUGGUAUUUCUUUAGUUGUCAAGUUAAAGGAGAGGAAAAAUGGCGGAUGAAAAUGAGGAUCAAUGGUUAUAUGGAGAUUCGACUGACGGAAAAGAAUACACACCAACGUCUGCUCAACCAGAAAGCCAAGAAAAUGAUUCGCUCCCUGCUGCGAUACAAGAAAAGUCAGAAACCUUGGAAGAUCAAAAAACAGAAAAUGUUCCUGAUGCACCAACAGAGACGCCUGAAGAAACAGAACCACAGGAGGAAGAGUCUCCUCGAGCCGAUAAUGUUCAGAACGAAAACAAUACAGAAGUGAACAAAAAUGGUAUACGAGAAGUUUCCAGUCAAGAAGAUGGUGAAGCUGCUAGUGAUUCGGAUUCCGAUGACGACGUACACGUUGUCAUAGGUGACAUUAAAUCAACCCCAGCAUAUGGUAGCCUCAAUAUCAAAAGAGGAGGAUUACUCACAAAUGCAUCAGGAGUACCAGAUAAAUUGAAUAAGCAACCUGGAAAAUUUAGUAUAGAUGAAUUUGAAACUAUAGGCGUUAUCAAUGGAAUGCCUGCUCAUGAAUUUAAUUUAGAUCAAUUAGAAGACAAACCUUGGAGGCAACCUGGUGCAGACAUUACGGAUUACUUUAAUUAUGGCUUUAAUGAAGAAACAUGGAGAGCUUAUUGUGAAAGGCAAAAAAGAAUGAGAAGUGAGUCUGGAGUAGGCUUAAUAUUGAAUGCAGGAGGAGGCGGCGGUAAUGCAGGCAGCAUGAGGGUACCUCAAGUUGCAAUUACUAAUGAUAACAGUAAAUAUUCUGGUAUAAUGGGGCCAAAAAGAGCAGGUCCGCCUCCAGGAAGAAAAAUGGCAGGAACAAUAGAUGUAAUUGGUAGUUCAGGUUUGGCUUCCAGAAGAAAUCUUGAUAAAUCUCCGCCAAAAGGAAAUGUGAUACAAGUAAUGACUGCAGAUAGGAGAGAAUACUCUAGGAAGCCAGGUUAUCCUGAUAUGAGUGUGCCACCUCCAGGAGCAGGAAUGCCUCCUGCAUUUGAUAUACCUCCUCCUGGAUACCCUGGAGAGCCAGCUCCUUUUUAUAUCCCAGAAACAGAUCCAUAUUAUCAAAGCUAUGAACCUACACAAGAUAACCAAUGGGGCAAUGAUCCGACAUGGCAACCGACAAAUUUAGCUAUUCCAAUGACAGAGGGAGAAGAUGAUAAAGAUACUGGCCCAAAAACGAUACCAACUAUGGUUCCUCCUACAAAUAUUCCUCCUAUAAUGCCACCUAGAGAUUCUCGAGAUCGUGAAAGAGAUCGAGAAAGAGAAAGAGAUCGCGACAGAGAACUAGAUUCGAUGGGACGGGACAGAGAAAGAGAUAAGGAUAGAGAUCGCGAUCGUGAGCGUGAAAAGGAUUCUAUGAUUAGAGAACGGGACAGAGAAAGAGACUCGAUGUCGCGAGAUGAAGAAAGAGAUCGUGACAGAUCUCGAUCUCAGUAUCGACACAAAGACCGGCAUCGACAUCGAUCCAGAUCGCGAUCUCGUAGACACAAAUCGAGAUCCAGAAGCCCAAGUCGGCGUAAGAAGAAAUCUAGACGCUCUGAAAGAGAACGUUCUAAAGAAGAGAGCGAAUAAAAAUAAGAAAAUAUGUAUUUACAAACAUCCGUGAUCACAUUGGUAUGCUGAAUUUAAGAUGUCGAUUCAUUUAAUAAUAUAAUUUUUCAUGUUAUUUUCAAGAAUAUACGUUGGUACAAUUGUCGCACGAACUAUCAAGGGACAGCGACAAAUCAUUUGAUCGAAAUUUAUAUGAUACUCCUCGAUCCUAGCCAACAAAUAAGUUAGUAUAAGACAGUACCAAUAAACUUUAUCUUUAACGAUA
This is a messenger RNA of Bombus terrestris (buff-tailed bumblebee), 1905 nucleotides long. It is a transcript of the gene Fip1, whose product is annotated as pre-mRNA 3'-end-processing factor FIP1. NCBI's taxonomy places the organism in Eukaryota, Metazoa, Arthropoda, Insecta, Hymenoptera, Apidae. The coding region runs from base 108 to 1661 and encodes 517 amino acids. The transcript is spliced from 4 exons. Gene Ontology annotation, molecular function: RNA binding. Gene Ontology annotation, cellular component: mRNA cleavage and polyadenylation specificity factor complex. The record is from RefSeq and is a predicted model, not a curated record.